Messenger RNA from Kwoniella botswanensis, 963 nucleotides. RefSeq lists its product as uncharacterized. The transcript is spliced from 6 exons. The coding region runs from base 1 to 963 and encodes 320 amino acids. Gene Ontology annotation, molecular function: hydrolase activity, acting on carbon-nitrogen (but not peptide) bonds. Gene Ontology annotation, biological process: carbohydrate metabolic process. The record is from RefSeq and is a predicted model, not a curated record. Lineage: Eukaryota; Fungi; Basidiomycota; Tremellomycetes; Tremellales; Cryptococcaceae.
AUGGCUACACAAUUCGAUGACGCUUGGAUGAAGAGAGAUCUUUUCGGUUAUGGUCCGGAUAGACCAGAUGCCAAAUGGCCAAAGGGAGCUAAGAUCGCUGUCAAUUUCGUGUUGAAUCAUGAGGAGGGUGGUGAACGAAGUGUUGAAGAUGGUGAUGAACAUGCUGAGACAGUCUUGCACGAAUUUGGUCAAGUCUUAUCCGCCGAACCAGGAAAGCGUGAUCCAGCUACCGAAUCCCAGUUCGAUUACGGAUCUCGAGCAGCCAUUUGGAGAAUCAUGAGACUCUUCAAGAAGCACGAUAUUCCCAUCACUUUCUAUGCUGUUGGUAGAGCAUUCGAAAGGAACCCCGCUGUAGCGAAAUAUGCGGAUGAGAAUGGUCAUGAGGUUGCUGCCCAUUGUUACAAGUGGAAACCAUAUACCGGUAUGAGUGAUGCUGAAGAAGAAGAAUAUAUCAGAAAAGCGGUCAACGCCUACAAGACUACCUCACCUUCGGGUAAAGUCCCUGUCGGCUGGUUUUACGGACGACCAUCAGAAAGGUCCGCUCCGUUAGUGGCCAAAGUCUACAAGGAGCUCGGUCACGAACUACUAUAUUGGGCAGACACUUACGCCGAUGAUUUACCUUACUACACUACCAUGCCAGGCGGUAAAGAGGGUGAAUCGUUGGUGAUGAUGCCAUACAGUUUGGAUUGCAACGACUUCAAAUUCUGGCAAGGCCAAAUGGGUUCCGAUGAUGCCUUUGCCCAACACUGUAUCGACGCUUUCACCACCAUCCGAGAGGAAGGUUUAGAAGGUAAAUCUGCCUACAUCACCGUUGCUCUACACUCUAGAUGGAUCGGUCGACCUGGAAGAUUUCAAGCUUUAAAGAGGAUGGUAGAACACUUCUCUUCUUUCGACGAUGUUUGGUUCGCAACCAGGGAACAGAUUGCUCGACACUGGGUGGAGACUUACCCUCCUAAAGCUUGA